This is a messenger RNA of Raphanus sativus (radish), 659 nucleotides long. RefSeq names its product FCS-Like Zinc finger 7-like. Lineage: Eukaryota; Viridiplantae; Streptophyta; Magnoliopsida; Brassicales; Brassicaceae. The record is from RefSeq and is a predicted model, not a curated record. The coding region runs from base 105 to 500 and encodes 131 amino acids. The transcript has 2 exons.
GGCAUGGUAACACACAAUUCCCCCCUUCAAGCAACAAUCUAAGUUACAUAUAUAAAAAAAUAAAAAUAUUUUUCCUUCUUCUUAAGAAUAGUCAGAACAAUAGGAUGUUGAUUGGGAAUCGGCGACGUCAACAAAUGCAGAGAACACCAAGCAUGCCGAGGAUCACUAUCGAGGUUGAUGAUAAUCAGACCGCCGGCCAAGACACUGACGUGGCUAUGGCGGUGGUAGACGGCGGAAUUAAUUACGACCAGCGGUUCUCGGCUGUGUUGUCGCCGGGAAAUCACAGAAGGAACGAGAGAAAAGACGAUGGGAAAUCAACGUUGCAGUCGUCGUCUUUCCUUGGAAGCUGUGGCUUUUGCAAACGUCGUUUAGCUCCCGGUCGUGAUAUUUACAUGUACAAAGGAGAUGCAGCGUUUUGUAGCAUGGAAUGCAGAGAACAACAAAUUGAGCAGGACAAAGGCAAAACUCCAAGCAGAGUCGUUUUAUCACCGUCAAACUAGAUAUGUGCAUGGCUCAAAUUAGCUUUUACUAUUAAGUUUGUGUGUGCAAUUUGAGCUUGUGGCUGUUAAUUAUUAAUCAGCAUCAUUAUGUAAAAAUUGAUCCCUAAACAAAUUGGAAUGAAACUCGUUCAUGUCAUGCAUAUUAUUUUUGUUCCACAU